This is a messenger RNA of Symbiodinium sp. CCMP2456, 708 nucleotides long. Lineage: Eukaryota; Dinophyceae; Suessiales; Symbiodiniaceae. The record is from the annotation of a GenBank genome assembly.
AUGACAGACUCGGAGUAUUCGUUCUCUUUGACUACCUUCGCACCAUCCGGGAAGCUUUUGCAGAUCGAGUAUGCCCUCAACCGAGUUGCUGAAGGGCGCCCCGCCCUAGGCAUCAAGGCCAAGAACGGGGUUGUUCUGGCCACGGAAAAGAAGGUCACAAGUCCGCUCGUGGACGAGAAGACCUUGGCCAAAGUAGAGAACCUCUCCGACAGUGUGGGAAUGGUCUAUGCCGGAAUGCCCGCAGAUUACCGUGUUUUGCUCCGAAGAGGGCGUAAAGUUGCCCAACAGUACUACACCAUGUACCGUGAGCUGAUUCCGGUUUCACAAAUCGUUCGUGAAGAAGCCGCCAUCAUGCAAGAGUUCACACAGUCGGGCGGUGUGCGACCUUUCGGAGUAUCCCUCAUGAUCGCAGGAUUUGACGACAGUGGCCCGCAGCUUUUCCAAGUGGAUCCAUCCGGUACAUACUUUGGUUGGAAGGCCUCAGCAAUUGGCAAGAACCAUGUCAACGCAAAGUCUUUCUUGGAGAAGCGCUACAGUGAGGACAUUGAGCUAGAGGAUGCAAUCCACACGGCCAUCCUCACCUUGAAGGAGGGUUUUGAGGAAGCAAUCACGGCAGAGAACAUUGAGAUCGGCAUUGUGGGCACUGACAGGAAGUUUCGAGUGCUGACUCCUGCAGAAGUCCAGGACUACCUCGGAGAGGUAGAGUAG